AGACUACUUUUAUGUUGGCCAUCAACUUACCAUAACUGACCUCCUUUAUUUGGGCCUAGGAGUGGCUGUGCUUUGCAAACUAACAUAAAUAUGUGUGGUCAUUGAUUGUAGUUUUCAGCCUUGUGUUUCUGUACGGAGGUUUCAAUUUAAAAUAAGCUUUAAAACUUCAUAAUAUAUGUCACUUAGAGUAGCAAAAUAAUCUGUAUUUCACCAAAUGUAUUUGUUUCAAUUGUUGCCUUCUUUAGUUCAUCACGGAGCCUCAAAGCAAACACCUAAAGGCAUUCUUUCUAUCAAACACAAGGCUCUUUUAGGCUCUCUUUAUGCAACUUCAGUCUUAGCUUCUUCGUUGUCCUACUUUCUUCAGAUUAUUUACAUUCAAUUAUGCCGGAUAAUGCUAAGUGGGACGAUGAUACACAUAUUAUAUUUCUUGAUUUGUGUGAGCAAGAGGUUAGAAAAGAAAAUAUACCAAACACUUACUUAAAUAAAUAUGGGUGGAAAAGUAUUGUUGACGAGUUCCGUAAGAAGACGGGAAAAGACUAUGAUAAGAAAAAUAAAAAAUCAUUGGGAGUACAUGAAAGGCGAAUGGACACUUUUUAAGCAGUUGAUGAGAGGGGAGACAUGUUUAGGAUGUGAUGCCAUGAAAAAUACGAUUACGGCAGAUGAUGAUUGGUGGGAGCGAAAAAUUAAGGAGAAUACAAAAUAUAAGAAAUUUAGGAACAAAGAUCUUUCGCUCAUAUGGUUUCGCUACGAUGCACUGUUUGCUGAUGUUGUUGCCACAGGAGAAAGAGCACGUGCAACAAAUCAAGAACAAUCAUCUGGCAUUGGACUUAAUCUUGAUGAAGAAGGAAUAAAUGUUAUUGAUGAUUGUGACAAAGAACACUUUAUUCAUCUUAAUGAUGAAAUGGGUGAUGCAAGUGAUGAUCUACAAAAUAUAAAUUCUGUUAUAUUUCCAGAGCCAUCACUAAAAAGACAAAAAUCAACUGAUGGUGUUAGCACCAGUAGUCAAGUACGAAAGAGUAAGAAAAAACAGCUGCAACAUUAAUAAAAGAGGAUAUACACUCUCUCAUAGAGUUUAUGUCAAGCAAAAGCACUGCUACAUCUCCUGCAGUUGAUGAGACAUCCAUCGAGAAGUGUAUUGGCAUGUUGGAAUAAAUUUCUGAUAUUCUAACUGGGAGUGAAAUUUACAGUUUUACUAUGAAUAUGUUCCGCAAGAAAAAUAACCGACAGAUAGUUUUGGGUCGCAAGUCUUGGUUGGAGUUUAACUAUCAGUUAUACCUCAAGAAAAAUGGAUAAUGUAUCAUUGUGGUUGGGUAUUUCUAGUAUUCCAUGUUCUAAUA
Molecule: messenger RNA, 1337 nt
Organism: Nicotiana tabacum (common tobacco)
Lineage: Eukaryota; Viridiplantae; Streptophyta; Magnoliopsida; Solanales; Solanaceae
Source: RefSeq, a predicted model, not a curated record